AACGACGGCAAAAGAGGACAACCAACCAAACCAAACCAUGUCGUUUGUGUUGCCUGAGCCCUUUCGCACCAUCGAUGGGCUUGUGAAGCGGAUGUUUGAGGCGGCCUGGAAGGAGAUCUUGAUUCGCGAGGAGCUGCAAGCUAUUAAAGGCGACAACUUUAUCCACGCUCAAGAGGGGUGGGAGCAGCAACAGCUGCCGGCAGACGCGCAGGUGUGCUUUGGGAGAAUAUGGACUCGUUCAGAGUCCGUACUGGGGCCCGAACACAACAAACAGCCCAAGAAGAAGCCGAAUGCAGCGGUGGCAUUCCCCGCACCGGCGCCGCAUGUCAGCGGCCGCAGCGCCGGGGCACUGCUGAUCGGCGCUCCUAUCAAGCACGGCAGUGGCGAUACGGAUGGCUCGGGUCGCCUUGAUUGGCAAGUGGUGAUGGAGCUGCCGCCGCGAGCACGAGGGCUGCCGUGUUUUGCACUCCUUCCAUUGCGACAGCGACGGCGUGUGCAGCCGCACCAAGGCCGGGAUGCAGAUCAGCACAUGCAUCCCAGCACCAGUGCAGAGGAUGGCGAAGACGCCCAGCAACCAACUGGGGCUGAUUUGGUGCUGUUCGUCUACCACCCAACCACCCAUGUGUACAUGUGCCUGCAAGCACCGCCGCCGCCACCGCCGACAGCAAAGCAAACACAGCAAGCACAACACCACAACAUGAAGAGCAUCAUUGUUGACCAGGGCGUUCUGCCGGUGCCCCAUGGCGGCGGCAGCAUCACCGAUGUGGUGCCACUGCUAUCGCGAGCGGAGCAUGCCCACCUCUUCCCUCGACCGCAGCCAGCGCAACUGUCGUCAGGCACACCUGCAUCGACAGCUGCGACCACACCGCUGCCACAAGCGCAGAGCGCAGCAAGCACCAGCACAACUGCGAUGGGUGGUAGCAGCAGCAGCAGCACCUACAUCGCUGACGACGACAAUGAUGCCUCGCGUGUGCUCACGCAUGUUGCUGUGAGCUGCGACGGCCACUUUGUUCUGUUUGAUGCGUGUUCAUGGCUGAGUGCGUCGCGAGCGAAGGGGAAAGGGCGACCGAAGAGCCGAGCAACACCGGCGCUGCAGCUGCUGCAUCUUAUUGGCUCCAUCGCCACAAAGCAGAAGGCCUUCUCCGCCAUUCAGGACGACCACAACCAGCAAGUCUUCCUGGCCGAGCUUGGGCGCGCACGUCUCUCCGUCGUCUCUCUCACAGCCAAAGCAUCAUCCACAGCAGCGCUGAAGGACCGGCCAAUUCUGCUGUCUGGGAGCGUGACGAGCGUCGGACAUAUUGACGGUGUCCUUCUGUUUGGUCUCAGCAACGGAAACGUCUCCGUCUUCACCCUCGCCGCAUCGAUGAAGGGCGUUGCUGACCGCUGCGUUCUCAUCGAGUGCCCGCCGCCGCCAGAGGGCCGGGAGUGGGAGGACAUGUCAUGGGAGGAUGGAGAGCUGCUGCUUUCGUGCACAGACAACGGCCUCACGCACGUGUGCUCACUCGUUGCAGGCACAGUGCCGUGA
Salpingoeca rosetta is the source of this 1525-nucleotide messenger RNA. RefSeq lists its product as uncharacterized. The transcript is spliced from 7 exons. Bases 38 to 1525 code for a protein of 495 amino acids. NCBI's taxonomy places the organism in Eukaryota, Choanoflagellata, Craspedida, Salpingoecidae. The record is from RefSeq and is a predicted model, not a curated record.